GUUGCAUAAAAAACAUGGAUGCAAUUAAGAAGUCGAAGUAGAAGAAGAAAAGGGAGGAGGAGGAGGAAGUAAUACGCCUCGAUGCGUCUACGCUGCCUUAAUAAUAGAAGAAGAAGAACGACGUCCUUAUUAUUAGUAGGCUACCCGAAGAAGAAGAAAGGGAUAUUAUGUAGGCUAUGUACUUCCUAGAGGUGUAUUAACAUCUUGCAUGCAUCGUGUAUGUUAGUGUACGUAAUAGAAACUCAGUCGCCAUCAUUUCAUGUAGUGUAGAGAAGUUGUAGCAACCGUAGACUUGAGCUAUCGGCGUGUCGCUGGAGGAAACGGACUAUGUCGGGAAAUAAAACAAAGAAAGUCAAAAUGGCUACAAAAUCUUGUCCUGAAUGUGACCAACAGAUUCCUGUUGCAUGCAAGUCCUGCCCAUGUGGUUAUGUGUUUAUUAGCAGAAAACUCCUAAAUGCCAAGUUAAAUGAACGUCCUUCAGCAAUAGCAGACAAACUGGACUUGAAGCGGAGGAGGACAGAGCGUAUUCGCAGAGAGAGAAGUGACUCUCCUUUAACCCAUGACAUGGAGAACAGGAGAAGAUCCCGGGCCAACAGUCAAUCAGAUCCUAUCCGGAGGGGACGGGGUAGACCAAAAUCAGUGGGUUUGAAGAAACAGGAAGAGGAGAGAGGUAAUAUAGAGAAGCAAGAGAAGGAAGUGGAUAUUUAUGCCAAUCUUUCUGAUGAGAAGGCCUUUGUAUUUUCUGUGGCUUUGGCAGAGAUCAACCGCAAGAUCCUGGGUCAAAGACUCAUUUUAUAAAUUAAAGCCUGACUAACUGAGAAGGAUAUAUUUUAGGAAAACUAUCAAAUACCAAGACAAUGACCAAAGAAGACAGAACUAACUGGAUCUGAAUUCUGACCUGGAUGUGUUUCACUUGGAUGAUGGGAUGAAGCUUCAGACUGAAGGAGUGAAUGUUGCCAUUCUAAGAAGUCACACCUCGAGUUAUACAGUCACUAUAGACAUACAAACGUAUGUUUUUGGAAUAAAGAAUGAGAAUAGUUUGCGUGCUGUGCACUGAUAACAUUUAUCACCUGUUCUGUAAAUGCAAACUCCUCAGUGUAUCAAUCCACAUCCAUCUACAUAUCGUACUAUGUUCCAGAGGCCUGUAAGUUUACAUACAUUGAAUUUAGGGGAGUGCGGGACUAAGGAAAUACUGUAUUCUUCUUAUUUGAAAUAAAUUAUCAAGUGAACAUCUUCAGCUGGGUGUCUUCUUAUGAACUGAAGAUGACUGCUCAUUUAUUUAACAUAAUUCAAAGUAAGACAUAACAGUUCAAUAUUAUAGCAGUUAAUAAUAAUAAUAUUUUGAUCAGAUUUAUAGCCAAUGAGUUCUUAAUGCCAAAAAGUGAUAAAUCCCAUCUUUUGCUUCGUUUGUGGCUGAUUUGCUGUAUUCUGUACAAGCUUGACUAAUCUCAAACAAAUGUAUUAAGAUUAUGUGAAGGGACAGGCUGGAGGAGCUUUAUAGUUUACAGAUUGUUAAAUAGCCAGUGUAUAUU
Monopterus albus (swamp eel) is the source of this 1532-nucleotide messenger RNA. It is a transcript of the gene hdip1, whose product is annotated as chromosome unknown C16orf87 homolog. Bases 328 to 798 code for a protein of 156 amino acids. The transcript is spliced from 4 exons. The record is from RefSeq and is a predicted model, not a curated record. NCBI's taxonomy places the organism in Eukaryota, Metazoa, Chordata, Actinopteri, Synbranchiformes, Synbranchidae.